AUGGAAUGCAAAGAAGGGCAUAUUUGGUUAGCACCUCUUCACCGUAUAAAAAAUCGUGGUACAUGGUGUCAAUACUGUGCUGAUAACCGCAACCGUCUUAAUCUCGAAGUUGCAAUAGAAAUUGGGAAUAGUAAAGGAGGAUUAUGUCGAGAAAUUGUAUCAAAAUAUCUUGGACCGCCAUCUAAGAUACGUCGACCUGAUUUGCUCAAAGUAUCAAAAUGUUUUAUAGGUUUAGAACUUGAUAUUUAUUACCCGGAAUAUGGUUUUGCAAUUGAAGUACAAGGAGAGCAACACGAAAAAUAUAUCGAAUUCUUCCAUAGAGGAGAUCCUAAUAAUUUUAUCAAACAGCAAGAACGGGAUCAACUCAAGAAAGAAUUGUGCGAAGAAAAUUGGAUUGUUUUAAG
Messenger RNA from Paraglomus occultum, 404 nucleotides. The record is from the annotation of a GenBank genome assembly. NCBI's taxonomy places the organism in Eukaryota, Fungi, Glomeromycota, Glomeromycetes, Paraglomerales, Paraglomeraceae.